UACUACUACCGUGAGCCCGAUUACUACUACUACCGUGAGCCCGACUAGUACUACCACCACCACCACGAGCCCGACUAUCACUACGAGCCCGAAGACCACCUUGAGCGGUGCAAGUUUCUCGGAUUUUGCCUCCAGGGUCGACGCGGACAGGGUGAUACCAAAGUUCGCGACCAGUUCGGUACAUGACACAGUAGACACUGUCACGUCCGAGCCUGUGGAUGAGGGAGCGCCGCAGAGCUCUAGCAUGGGCGAGAAUACCACCCCGAGCGGCGUGGCAGAGGGUAUUACAGGUCAGUUCAAGGGCGGGAGGCGCAAGCCGAAGACCACCAGGAUGCGUAGACGGAAGCCCAAACUGAAGGCGCGGAUGAGCAGACCCGUGUUGGACGGGUUGCAGACGGAAAGAUCUAAAUGCGAGGAGAAAUUGAACUCAGCGGAAACCGCGGCCAGCAGCUUGCCUAUGGACGUGGAGACUGGGCCGUACCCAUGUGAUGGCGGCAGUGGGCAACUGCUGUGUGCAACACGUGAGGGUCAGACGUGCCACCGUUUUGGCGGUCCAUGGAAAUAUGGAGCCUUUGCGGUGAGGGAGGCGAUUGAACAUCAUUUAGGCAAUGGCACACAUUGUAUGACGUACUGCGACGGUAAAGCUGAGGCGAUACGCCAUGUCUGGGAGGAGACCGGAAGAAACCUACUGUCGAUUCCUCCGUGCCCCAAACCGGGAUUCCUAGACUUCACGGCGGACCCUUCAGAACCCGACCUGAAUGACUUCGAGGUUAUGAUGCGCCCGCGCUAUCCUAUCGUGGAGGAGUGCUCGGGUGUUUGUCGCCAUUGUCUUGAAGAUACCCACGCGAGGAAGUGUUCUUGCAGUUUUGUACAUGCCAAGUGUCGCAUCCAAGCUAAGGGUGAGAAGGUUCCGCAGGUCAUUGAGUUAAUGGAUUACAACACUCAGCCAGGAGAGCUGUUUGGACACUUGUCUCCGUUCAACAAAAAGCUUGGCCUCUAUGAUGUUUUAGAUUGCGACUACGAAUGCUAUCAGCCGGGCCCGAAUCUUGAUGCAAAAUUCGCCACAGGCGUGGACGUACGCAUCGUGGAGACGGAGCCAACAGGGGAUGGUAGCCCGCUGAAUUCGAGGCUGAGUAGACGCGAGUUGAGUAGCCUUCAACGACCUCUGGCAAUGUGUAAGCAAUAUCCUAAAGGAGACUGGCGCCAAGUAGAAGAGACUGGUCGAUAUCCAUGUAAUGGCCAGGGUGGCAUAAUGAUGUGUGGAACGAAUAUACGACAGUGCUCCAUCUGGAAGCCAUGGUCGAGCUGCGACAAAAGCAAACCAGUUUCAUGUC
Messenger RNA from Gregarina niphandrodes, 1334 nucleotides. RefSeq lists its product as hypothetical. Lineage: Eukaryota; Apicomplexa; Conoidasida; Eugregarinorida; Gregarinidae. The annotation marks the transcript as partial. The transcript has a single exon. The record is from RefSeq and is a predicted model, not a curated record.